Molossus molossus (Pallas's mastiff bat) is the source of this 603-nucleotide messenger RNA. RefSeq names its product cyclin-dependent kinase 4 inhibitor B-like. Gene Ontology annotation, biological process: regulation of cyclin-dependent protein serine/threonine kinase activity; negative regulation of cell population proliferation. The transcript is spliced from 3 exons. NCBI's taxonomy places the organism in Eukaryota, Metazoa, Chordata, Mammalia, Chiroptera, Molossidae. The coding region runs from base 1 to 447 and encodes 148 amino acids. Gene Ontology annotation, molecular function: cyclin-dependent protein serine/threonine kinase inhibitor activity; protein kinase binding. Gene Ontology annotation, cellular component: nucleus. The record is from RefSeq and is a predicted model, not a curated record.
AUGGAGUCUUCUGCCGACCGGCUGGCCAGGGCCGCCGCCCGCGGCCGCAGCGACGAGGUGCUGGCGCUGCUGCAGGCGGGGGCACCGCCCAAUGCUCCCAACCGUUACGGUCGGAGCCCGAUCCAGGUCAUGAUGAUGGGCAACGCCGGGGUAGCCAAGCUGCUGCUGCUCCACGGCGCGGACCCCAACUGCGCGGAUCCAGACACUCUCACCCGACCGGUGCACGACGCGGCCCGGGAGGGUUACCUGGAGACGCUGGUGGUGCUGCACCGAGGCGGGGCGCGACUGGACGUGCGAGAUGCCUGGGGUCGCCUGCCCGUGGACCUGGCUGAGGAGCGGGGCCACCGCGAAAUCACCCAGUACUUGCAUGCGGCCGAAGGGAGCACGGAAGGCGGUAGCCACUCCACUGCCGGUGCCACACAAAGCCUCGCAGGCAACCGAGCGUGAACGAAAGCAAGAAGCAUAUCUGCAUCUUGACUGCUACCCGCGUCCCUCCCAGUUCUUCCCUGCUUUAUUAGAUGCAAUUUAUCAAGUAGCGCUUUUACAGCUUCUUCGCCAGCAAAUCCUUUCCCCUUCCCCCUACAUUUCCAUUUAUACCUGAUU